This is a messenger RNA of Cutaneotrichosporon cavernicola, 1830 nucleotides long. RefSeq lists its product as uncharacterized. The transcript has 3 exons. Bases 1 to 1830 code for a protein of 609 amino acids. Lineage: Eukaryota; Fungi; Basidiomycota; Tremellomycetes; Trichosporonales; Trichosporonaceae. Gene Ontology annotation, molecular function: N,N-dimethylaniline monooxygenase activity; flavin adenine dinucleotide binding; NADP binding. The record is from RefSeq and is a predicted model, not a curated record.
AUGACAGUCGACCCUCCCCCGCCCGCGUCCGCGUCCAGUCUCACGCCGAUGAUGCCGUACGACGAUGCAGCGCGUGAACGCGCGCGCAUCUUCGCGACAGCGGCGCGCGAGCACGCGGCGGCCAUUGGCGCACCCCCCCUCCUCGAGAAGCCCAUUAAUGCCGGCCGUAAGCUGCGGGUGGUGUGUGUCGGGGCGGGCUUUAGUGGUAUCCACGCGGCCGUCUACCUCCCCCAGCAUGUGCCCAACCUCGAGCUGCAGAUCUACGAGCGGUCCGAUGACGUUGGCGGCGUGUGGCAAUUUAACCGGUACGCGGGUAUUGCGUGCGACAUUCCCGCCCACUCGUACCAGCUCACGUACGCGGACAAUACGCAGUGGUCCAAGUUCUUUGCACCAGGCGGCGAGAUCCAAGCCUACCUCGCCCGCGUGGCGGACCAUUACGGCGUGAGGAAGUACAUGAAGAUGCGGCAUAGUGUGGAGGAGCUGCUUUGGAUCCCCGACGAGGGCAAGUGGCUCGUGCGCGUGCGCAACCUCGACACGGAUGAGAUGGUCGAGGACAAGGCUGAUUUCGUCGCGUACGCCGGUGGGGCACUUUCCAAGCCUGUGUGGCCCAAGAUUCCAGGUCGCGAGAUUUACAAGGGCAUCAUUCAUCAUUCGGCUGGGUGGGAUUCGGCAAAGGAGGAAGCCGACGGCGUCGACUGGAGCGACAAAACGGUCGGCGUGAUUGGGGUGGGGAGUAGCGCGAUCCAGAUCGUCCCAGAGAUGCAGAAACGGGCCAAGCAGGUCGUUAAUUUUGGGCGGUCCAAGACGUGGCUGUCCGGCGUGUUCUCGCCGGACGUCCUCGCGCAGCUGGGCGCAAACACCAAGGAGGGGAUGAAUCAUAUCUUCAGUGACGAGGAGAAGGAACGCCUGAGGGACACAGAGUUCUAUGCCGAGUUUAGGCGCAUGGUCGAGCGCGAUCUGGGAAGCGUGCACUAUCUCACGCACCGGGGGAGUGCGAUGCAGACGGCCAUACGAGCCGACGUUGACGCCACGAUGCGGCGCAAGCUCGCGCGCAAGCCCGAUAUUGCGGAGACGCUCAUUCCACCCUUCCCUAUUGGGUGCAAGCGCCUCACUCCCGGUCCGGGGUACUUGGACGCGCUGGUAGCCGAUAAUGUCAACUUUGUCAGGGAUGACCUCGAGUGCUUUACGGAGAAAGGUAUCCGCACCAAGGCGGGAGAGGAGUUUGAGCUCGACGCCAUCAUCUGCGCCACUGGCUUCGACGUGUCCAGCAUUCCCGGAUUCCCGAUCAUUGGGCUUGACGGCGUAAACCUCCAGGAUGCGUGGAAGGAUGAGGCCAGGACGUACCUCGCCACGACGAUCGCCAAAAUGCCCAACUUCUUCAGCAUCCUCGGAGCACAGUCGGGUGUCGGGUCUGGCUCGCUGCUCAUCAUCAUGGAAGAGCAGGUUGCGUACAUGGCCAGGGCGCUUAACAAGUGCGCCAACGAGGGAUACAAGUCGCUCGUGGUCAAGGAGGAGGCUGUCGCGUCGUUCCUCAGGUACACCGACGCGUACUUUGCGCGCACCGUGUUCACCGAGGAGUGCAAGAGUUGGUACAAGAACGGCAAGAUGGGCGCUGCCAAGAUCCGUACUCUCUGGCCGGGAUCUAGCCAGCACGCCAUUCUCUCGCUUCGUCAUCCUCGUUGGGAGGACUACGAGUACGAGCGUGAACCCGAGUACGACCACCCUUUGGCAUGGCUUGGCGAUGGGCACAUCCCUGUCGACAUGGACCCUGCGUUCUACUACGACGACCUGCGCUCGCGGAUCGAGAAGACGUCGUUCUUCAUCGAUUAA